AUUUGACAGUUCUGUUUGACAUUUAUAUAGCGAUAAAAAACAUAGGUGGUUUUAACCGGUGAUUUCAUUAAUUUUAUAUUUGAGUUAAUUUUUUAAGGUAAUUUUAAUAAGCCAAGCACAUAAAUUCAUGGAUAUAGAAUAGCAGCAAACAGCGGCAAUGUAUUUGUUGGGUGUUUUCUUGUCUGUUUUUGUUUAUACAUCGCAAGUAAACAGUGCUGGAAUACCGAAUGAUAAGAAAUCCAUAGUGGAUGAGCCACAAUGCGGCGACGUGCGAACGAUUUGCAAUAACUUGAGCGAAAACGACGAUUUAUUAAUAUUAGAAUGUCUGCAAUCUGUGAAUCCAAACAGGUUGUCCAAUUUAAAUGAGGUUUGUCAGAAAACCAUUUGGUCGCACAUGAGAGAUUUAACAAGCCCUGAAAGAGUAAAAGACGUGCUAUUGCCGAUCUGUAGAAAUUAUCUGGACAAAGUGGAUUGCAAAAUUGAUAAUGGUUCUUACUUAAAAUGUUUAAUUAACAACAAGAAUGCCAUACAAGACAGUGAUUGUGUAAAUACCAUGAUACGUUUGGAGAAUGUUGCUUUUCAAGAUUACAGAUGGAUAAGCUCGUUUUUAGAGCACUGCAAUGAGGACAUUAAUAAACUAUCCUGUGGGAAAUUCGAUGAACACAGCUGGGGACAAAUAAAAACCCUAUCGUGCCUACAAAGCAACAUUGAUGCUGUUAAAGUUGACUGCAAGAAAGAAGUGUUCAAAUUAUCCGAGUUACAAUCAGACAGCAUUAAGUUUGAUAGCCAGCUGUACAUAAAUUGUGCUGAGGAUCAUGGAAGGUAUUGUUCUCAAUAUUAUGGUGCCAGUGGUAGGGUUUUCCAGUGUUUGAUGCAACAAGAUCCCAAUAAGUUGAUGCAGAAGUGCAGGCAGCAACUGUUGAGAAGGCAAAAACUUAUAUCACAGGAUUACAAAGUGAGCAAGGGGUUGAUGAAAGCGUGCAAAGAAGACAUCAAGAGAACGCAUUGCAGGAAGCAGACGUCGACGGACAAAACGGUGCGGCUCGCGCAAAUCUUGCUGUGCCUGGAGAAUGUGGUGAGAAACGGUAGCAAGAUUCUGCCCGAUUGCGAAGCCGAACUGGUGGAUCACAGAAGAAUGCUGAUGGAGGAUUACCGAUUGUCGCCGGAAAUAGUCGACGGGUGCAAGGCGGAGAUUGCGCAGUCGUGCAAGGGGUUCGAGGUUGGCGGGGGCGGCAAGACCAUCCAUUGUCUUAUGCAGCUGGCCAUGAACCACAACCAAGUGGCAAUCAGCGACAAUAACAUCCAUCAGAUCGAGGAUAAAUGCUUAAGAGCGCUUGAAUCUUUGGUGAAAGAAACGAACGUCGGCGAAGAUUGGCACGUUGACCCCGUGUUGCACGACGCGUGCCAACCGGUGGUGAAAACCCUGUGCAAAGGCAUCAAGGGAGGCGACGCGCGCGUCAUGUCCUGCCUGAUGGACAACGUGGGCGCCGACCAGAUGACGGACGACUGCGAGGACGCGCUCAUGCAGAUCCAGUACUUCGUCGCCAGGGACUUCAAGCUCGACCCGCAGCUCUACAGGGCGUGCAAGAACGACGCGCAGACUCACUGCCAUCUGUGGAAAGACGGCGGCGCGGACGAAGAGCAAGGGCCCAGCUACAACUCGCAGGUCUUCGCUUGCCUCUACAGGCACGCCAUCCCCGCCGAAGACGGCAAGCAGCUGAUACAAAAGUCGUGCUUGCAACAGAUCAGGCGUGCGAUGCGCCAACGCGCCGUAAGCGUGAACUUGCAGCCGGAAAUCGAGCAGGUUUGCCUGAACGAUUUGGGUCGCUUGUGCCACGAUAAAACGGAAAAGGGGGCGGAAAUGCUGUGCCUGCAAAACAAUCUCGAAGAUUUGGACACCGAUUGCCAGAACGCCGUCGAACCGUUCACGGAAUUAGAGGCGGAACACGCCGAGUUGAAUCCUUACAUUUCAAAGCACUGUCGCAAGGAGAUGGAGACCAUUUGCAAGGACGAGUACAGAAACGACGAGGGCGAUCUGAUGGAGUGCCUGAUCGCGCACAAAAACGACCCUUCGAUAAAAUCGAACCAGCCGUGCCGCGCCAGCAUCGAGCACUUCCAAAUCGUCUCGAUCAAGGACCUGAAGUUCACGUACAAGUUCAAGAUGGCGUGCAGGCACGUCGCGCAGCGCCUCUGCGAGACGGCGCGCACCAAGACCGACGUGGUGCAGUGCUUGAGCGAGCAGAUCCUCAAUUACACGGUGCACGGCGUCAAGAGCCCCGUGCCGCGCGAAUGCAAGCAACAGCUGAAGGCGCAGUUGCUGCAGCAACGCGAAAACAUCGACUUGGACCCCAAACUCAAGGCCGCCUGCGACCAGGACAUCAGGAAGUUUUGCGCGAAGGUUUCGCCCGGAAACUCCGACGUUUUGGAGUGCCUGCAAACUCAGCGCGACAGGUUGAUGAAAAGGUGCUCCGAGGAAAUUUUCAAGGUUAAGAAGAUCGAGAUGUUCGAUAAUUCCGUCGAUUACGCUCUCAAUAAUUACUGCGUCGAUAGUAUAGACCGGUUUUGUCCUCAACACAGUAAAGAGACCAUUCUGGAUUGUCUAAAGCAAUACAAGGACGAGAAAGGCUUCAACAAAAAAUGCCGUUCGGUGGUGGUGAACAGGAUGAUCGAGCAGGACACGAACUACCAGCUGAACCCGUCGUUGCAGCAAAAAUGCAACCCCGACAUAAAAAAGUUCUGCCUCAAGGAGGCGACCGCCUCGUCCGGCAAAGACUCGAACUCGCAGAACUCGCCGGUGAUAAGGUGCCUCAAGGAGCGCUUCAAGAGGUCCGAGCUGACGAGCAAGUGCGAGAAGGAGGUGGCGAGCAUACUGCGCGAGCAGGCGCUGAACGUGAACUUGAACCCGUUGAUCAGGGCCGUGUGCAAGAACGAGCUGAACACCGUCUGCUCGUACGGCGAGGAGGAGGGCGAGGGCGGCGUCGAGGAGUGCCUCAAGGACGCGCUGCUGCACAAGAAGAUCCAGACGCCCGAGUGUUCCGUCGAAGUGGCCAACAUGAUCGUGGAGUCGCAGGCGGACAUCCAGGUGGAUCCCCUGCUGCAGAGGGCGUGCGCCUUGGAUUUGCUCAACUUUUGCGGCCUGGUGCCGCAGGGAAACGGCAGACAUAUCCAGUGCCUUCAAAGCAAACUUCAAAGAACACCUCACGAAAUGUCCCCCAUUUGCAAGGAAAUGCUUACCAAAAGACUUCAAAUGUAUAAAAACGCACAGAAUGCUUUGCCAGAAAAUUUGCAACAGCUUUACAGCCAAGUUGUGGCUUCGCCAUCAAAACAUUAUUUCUUCUUGGUAAUAAUGAUGUUAUUCAGUUCGAUUUUCGUGAUAGGAAUGUUCUGCGGUCGCGUUACCAGGAAACACCGCUUGAUAAAGAAUAAAUAAAACAAAUGACAGCAGCUGGGUUGCGGACAGACCCAAAACCUACACUUUGUGAUAAAUAAAUGUAAAUUUUUAAUUUUGAUUUUUAAUAGCACAAAAUACUCGUGAGAUGAACGCAUCUCUCUUGUAAAUAGGUUUAUGUAUAUUUUUUAAUUAGGCCAAGUUUUUUAUUUUAUUAAUUCAAAAUGACUGCAUUAAAAUUUUGUAUUGUAUAGAUUUUAACAUAGUUUAAGACGUGUAAAAAGCAAAAGUCAAUAUAACUAAAAAUAAUUUUUACUUAUAAA
Molecule: messenger RNA, 3711 nt
Organism: Brassicogethes aeneus
Lineage: Eukaryota; Metazoa; Arthropoda; Insecta; Coleoptera; Nitidulidae
Source: the annotation of a GenBank genome assembly